ACUCCUCCUCUCUGAGAUCAGCUAGAGAUUACUUUAAUGCAGCCAAGCAAGAGGGAGCCAUGGGUUUUGUUCUUUUCUUCUCUUUAGAAACAUGGAUACUGCUGAUCACAUUUAUCUGCAUAUUUGUUAUGUACGGCCACUGGACCUUUGGUAUAUUUGAGAAGAUGGGGAUCCCAGGUCCAAAGCCAGUCAUGUACUGGGGGACAAUAGCCAGGCACAACCGUGUUCACUUCUUAGAUGACUAUGAAUGUGCUCAAAAGUAUGGGAGAAUAUGGGGUGUGUAUGAGUUCAGGAAACCCAUGCUGGCUGUGAUGGAUCCUGACAUGCUGAAAACCAUCCUGGUGAAGGAGUGCUUCACCUACUUUACCAACCGCAGGAACUUUCGUCUGAACGGAGAUCUCUAUGACGCAGUGUCUCUGGCUGAGGAUGAUCAGUGGAGACGGAUUCGUAACAUCCUCUCUCCCUUCUUCACCUCUGGCCAUCUAAAAGAAAUGUUUAGCAUCAUGAAGCAUCAUUCGCGCAAACUGACAGACAGCCUGCAGUCCAAGGCGCACAAUGAUGAGGUCAUUAUUGUGAAAGACUUCUUUGGACCCUACAGCAUUGACGUGAUGGCAAGCUGUAUAUUCAGUGUGGAUUUUGACUCAAUCAAGAACCCUUCCAAUCCCUUCAUCACCCACGCAAACCAGUUGUUUAAAUUUCCCCUUCUUCUUUAUAUUUUUCAAGCAUGCUUUCCAAUUUUUCUUCCUCUUUUGGAGCGUUUGGGUGUCUCCUUGUUCCCCAAGUCUUCUACCGCUUUCUUAAAGUCAGUUGCGGAGAAGGUCAAAGCAGAACGCAACAGCUCGUCCCAGACUUCAGAUGAUAUGCUUGAGCAUUUGAUCAAGUGUCAGACAGCCAGUGAAAACGACAAAGAAAAGAAGCAUAAGGGUCUUACUGAACACGAGAUCAUUUCCCAAGUGACCAUGUUUGUGUUUGCUGGCUACGAGACAAGUGCCAUCGCUCUUGUUUUCUUGGCUUACAGUUUGGCAAGAAAUCCUGAAAUCAUGAAACGGCUUCAAAGAGAAGUAGACUCCACUUUCCCAAACAAGGGUCCAGUCGAGUACGAAGCUCUGAUGCAGAUGGAGUACCUGGACAGUGUGGUCAGUGAGUGCCUGAGGCUGUACCCCUCAAUUCCACGUCUGGAACGAGUGGCUAAGGAAACUGUAAAAAUCAGUGAAAUCACAAUCCCAAAGGGCAUGCUUGUUAUGGUUCCAGUCUACGCUCUGCACCGUGACCCGGAGCUGUGGCCAGAGCCAGAGGAGUUCAAACCUGACAGAUUUAGUAAGGAAAACAAACAGAACAUCAACCCGUAUACUUACCUUCCAUUUGGGGCUGGGCCAAGGAGCUGCAUGGGGACGCGAUUUGCUCUGAUGAUGGUUAAACUGGCCAUGGUGGAAGUUUUGCAGAACUUCAGCUUCUCAGUCUGCAAAGAAACAGAGAUCCCAUUAGAGAUGGAUGUUGCAGGCUUUGUGUCUCCGGUUCGACCAAUCAAACUAAAGCUGAAGAUGCGUUCCAUCAGCUCAGCAAAUGUGGAUCCAUGUAACUAGAAAGCACUCAGACAGAUGAUAAACUCGAAUCAGAUUCAAACUACAAGAAUUUAAUAUGCAAGAAAAACUCUGGGUAUGAAAAUACCAAUUUAGUAUCUUUUAUUAAUGAUCAUCUACUCAGUUUUUGUCAGUUGGUUAGCAUUUAAAAAAGCAGUAAAUAAUCACUAAUCACUGUUUGAUAUGUCACAUCAUUAAGAAGUAAUGACACAGAGUGCCUCACUAACAUAUAGAAAAAGGUGGACAUUGUAGAAAAGAUUUAAACUACAUAAAUAUUUGGAAAGAGACAACUUUUUGUAAAUAAUUUUGUUUCUGUACAUUACCACAAUACAUUUUAAAUGAAACACCUGAGAUGCAGUUGAAGGGCAGACUUUCACCUUUAAUUCAGUGGGUUGAACAAAAAGAUUGUGUAAAAGUGUGAGGAACUAAAGUAUACUUUAACAUCAUGUCAGGAGCUCAAAAGUAAUUGGACAAAUUAAAUAAGUGAAAAUAUAAUGUUCAUUUCUAAUACUUGGUUGAAAACCCUUUAAUGACAGCCUGAAGUCUUGAACUCAUGAACAUCACCAGAUGCUGGGUUUCCUCUUUUUUAAUGCUCUGCCAGGCCUUUACUGCAGCGGCUUUCGGUUGCUGUUUGUUUGUGGGCCUUUCUGUCUGAAGUAAAAUGCUCAGUUGGGUUAAGAUCAGGUGACUGACUUGGCCAUUGAAGAAUAUUCCACUUUAAUAAACUCCUGGGUUGCUUUGGCUUUAUAUUUCAGGUCAUUGUGUAUGUGUAUUAUAAAAAGGCCACCAACUCAAUUUGACUGCAUUUAGCUGGAUUUGAGCAGACAGUAUAUCUAUGAACACCUCCGCCUUCAUUCAGCUGCUUCUGUCCUGUGUCACACCAUCAAUAAACACUAGUGUCCCAGUGCCACUGGCAACCAUGCACACCCGAGCCAGUCUAACCUUUCUGUUCUUGAGGCUUAUGGUUAGCUUUGGUUGGUUAGCUACAUGCAGUCUUCUCUUUAUGGUAGACUUGGAUAUCGAUACGCCUACUCCCUGGAGAGUGUUGUUCACUUGCUGGUUGUUUUGAAGGGGUUUCUCUUUACCAUGGAAAUAACUCUGUGAUUAUCCACCACUGUUGGCUUCCGUUGAUGUCCAGGUCUUUUGGCAUUGCUGAGUUCACCUGUGCUUCCUUUGUUUCUCAGGAUGUACCAAAGUGCAGAUUUUGUCAUUCCCAGUAUUGUAAGAUUUGUCAGAUGGGUUUUUCUGUUUUCACAGUUUAAGGAUGGCUUGUUUCACUUGCAUGGAGAGCUCCUCUGACCUCAUGUUGUCUCCUCACAGCAAAAUCUUCCAAAUGCAAGCAACACACCUCAAAUCAACUCCAGACCUUUUAUUUGUUUAAUUGAUAAUGACACCAUGAAGGAAUUGCCCACACCUGCUCAUUAAAUAACCUUUGAGUCAAUUGUCCAAAAAACCAAACUAAUAGAUCUAUAAUGAAAGGGUCAUGGAUGAAGGCUUAAUCUAAAGGCUUUAAUUUUACACAUGUUAAAUUACACUUUUUUUGGAAAGGUGAUACAUAAACAUAUUUGGGAGACGGCAUCUCUUCACUGUGAGAGCUCUAAAAAAGCCGAGAGAGUGGGAGGAAGAGAGUGGGUGUGGAUGCUGCUUAUCUUCCUGGAGGAGCAUUUUUCGUUUGUUUUAUUCUUAUUAACCCUGCUGUUCAUUAAUAAACUAUUCUUGCAACAGA
Molecule: messenger RNA, 3306 nt
Organism: Oreochromis aureus
Lineage: Eukaryota; Metazoa; Chordata; Actinopteri; Cichliformes; Cichlidae
Product: cytochrome P450 3A40-like
Exons: 14
Coding region: 60-1583 (507 amino acids)
Molecular function (GO): oxidoreductase activity, acting on paired donors, with incorporation or reduction of molecular oxygen; steroid hydroxylase activity; heme binding
Source: RefSeq, a predicted model, not a curated record